This is a messenger RNA of Dendronephthya gigantea, 1910 nucleotides long. RefSeq lists its product as uncharacterized. The coding region runs from base 94 to 1590 and encodes 498 amino acids. The transcript is spliced from 8 exons. Lineage: Eukaryota; Metazoa; Cnidaria; Anthozoa; Malacalcyonacea; Nephtheidae. The record is from RefSeq and is a predicted model, not a curated record.
GAGAAUGUCAAAUACAUAGUACAUCUUUCUCCCCAACGAAGACAGGCGGAAAUCGACGUCUGAGAAUGGUUUCGACCUUGUCGCGAAUUCAGAAUGGAAGGCUUUUCAUCAAACGAAGAUGCUAACAAAGGUACUGACAGGUACGGACAAUGUUUGUUGGAAGCGCAAAAGAAUGGUUAUGUCGAAUGGUUUAAUCCAUCUGGAAGCGGGAAUCGAUGCUUCUAUGAAUGUAUCGCAAAAUUUGUAUCGCAAAAUGUGGACGAUACUAUAAGUUUAAUAACAAAUUAUAUGAAAGAACAUGACACCGUCGUUAUUAAAAAUGACAAUGGUGUUGAUGAACGCAAAGAACUUUUGCUGUUUUUCUCUGAUGCAGAUUUUCCACAACUACCUGAGCGCCCGAAAACUUGGGAUGAAUGUCUUGUGGCACUUCGCGAUCAAAUGGCAAACGAUGUUGUGAUUCGUUCAACAGCAUCAUGUUUUAACAUUAACAUAAAAGUUCUUCGGUGGGAUGGGAACAUUACAGAAAUUACGCCGUUUACCAACAUCGGAAAGACCUCUGUUUUUCUUGCAUACACUGGGAUACAUUAUUUUCUCUUGAUCAAAGAAGAAGAGAGUUCUUCUGUCCGAUCUAAAUCAGGCCAGUAUUUCCCGGACCAACUUUAUUUCCAGAAUUAUUCUACUUCAUCUUUUGACUCCGGAAAAACAGAUGGUGUGAUUAAGGCCAAUUACAAAUGGACUGAGGAAGGAAACAUAGUACAAAUGAGUUCUGAUGGCGAAAAUAGAAAUAAACCACAAGAGCGUGAAGAGGCCUCAACAAAAGUGACAGAGACUCAGUUAGUUGACCAAUUUUCGCAUCUCAGCACUCAAAAUAAUAUGGCAGAGAAAUAUAAGAAAGAAAGGGAUGUUGCUUUACUGAGAAUCAAAAAUUUGGAGGAUGAAAUGGAAAACCUGAAAAAGCAACUGAAAUAUAAGGAUCUUGGAAAGGAUGAAGAAGAUGGGACUAGGAUAAGAAAAGAAACGAAAAUCUCUCAAAAGAUUGUUCCUAAAGAAUUGACAGGAUUCGUAAAUCCAUUCAAUUGUAAAGUAUCAUGUGGCCUUAGCGUUAUCUUGUUCGUUUUUUUUGUCAUGGGUUUGCAAGUCUGCAAUAGAAGAUUUAUUAGCAAGCUGUCUGAGGACACUGUGAAUUGCAGUACGUCCUUGGACUAUUUUUUUAAAAAUGAUUUAUUAACUCCUGGUCCUGUGGGAAAAAGGUUUUACAAACUAAUCACUGAUGAUUAUACCGUCCAUCAUGCUCUACAAGAGGCAGUUAAAACAUGUAUGCCAGGCGAGUCUUAUCCCGCCCUACUUGUUUUUCAUUACAAGAAGGUAGAUGGUAAAAUACGGGCUGGUCAUUGCGUCGCGAUUAUGCCUGAUGGCGUGUUUAUUGACGUUCAAAAAAAACGAUACUGGAAUCCAUUCCAUUUGAGUGAGCCUAUCAGUCAUAUCUACGUUGUAAAAGUAGACGAUUUUUUCGCUAAAUUAUGGGUAAUCGGUUGUCUACUAUGUGAUUGCGAGUAUGAGUGUUAUAGGUCACCAGAUGACCUCAACUGAAGACAAUCACCUUUAAGAUAUCGGUACCUGAUCCCGCUGGAAGGAGACAUCUUCGAGACCCCGGCAGUGUAACACAUGGAAACUUAAGACCUUUCUCAUAAUGACACAUCAAGAAGAAAGGACGUAGGCAAAAUUUUAAAAUUUAUAUUUUGAAUAAAAUUGUACUUUUUGUAAUGUUCUCUUCUUAUAUUAUAUUAUAAGAGAAUUAAAAAUAUUGUCUGGUGCCAUAAUGGUGUAAUAAUGCACUUGGAAUAUCUGCCGCUUACGGUUCGUAUUUUGCAUAUCACUCAUUUUGCAACAAUAUCCCAAAAAAUAUAUAG